AACAUAUCAAACCAUGGAAUCCCAGCUUUUAGAGCACCAAGAACAGCCACAAUAAAACAAUAAAACCUAAAAACUUUUCUGUCUGAAACCCUCUUUCCAUGGAUACUCUCUCAUCAUCGGUUUCAAGCCUUAAAGUUACUCCUUUCCCAUCUUCGCCAACCAUAACAAAUCACGAUUUCUUUCCCUUCAAAGCAACCCCUUCACGACCACAACAACCCCAUCAUGUUUUCUCCACUUCCGCACCCACUUCUCUCCCCAAAACCAAAUCUUUCUCCCACAAAUCUUCCCCUUCACUGGUGAGAUUCUCAAGCUCCGUAUGCAACUCAAAUCCCGCUACUGGGUAUGCAGCAGCUCUCGUGGACGUCGCCCACAAUACCCAUUCCUUUCACUCUGUUCACAGGGAUGUUGAGAGAUUAUUGAAACUGCUGCAAAGUGUGAAGUUUGAGUCACCCGCGGUUGACUUUCAGAGAAGAAAAGAUAUGUGGCAUCCACUGUUGGCAUCAUACAUGGAUUCGCCGUUUGCCACGUGA
Molecule: messenger RNA, 530 nt
Organism: Vigna radiata var. radiata (mung bean)
Lineage: Eukaryota; Viridiplantae; Streptophyta; Magnoliopsida; Fabales; Fabaceae
Exons: 2
Coding region: 99-530 (143 amino acids)
Source: RefSeq, a predicted model, not a curated record